CAACCAGUCAGCUAUCCAAUUAUAGGAGCAGACUCCUUUGGUGAGCACAUGACGGAUAGUGAUAUGGUGGUUUCGACGGCUUCAGCACGUCCAGAGAGCUCCUUAAAGCAUACGGACUACCUCAACAGAGGCAAGUAUGGCUAGUGAUCAACUUCCGAACAUCGAGAACCCUAUGGAUGGAUGUAUAUCUACACCAGCUCCGCUCGGGGGUGGCAACGUGGUGGAUGGCCAAGGUAUUUGCAUUAUGACGGCGCAGACCGGCGAGCAAGAGCACCGGUCACAAUUAUUAUCUUUUCACGCCCAAAGUACCGUUGACCAAUCCGAGAUAUCGCAAACAAACUAUUACGGACUUAAUGAUCCCUGUUGGAGCCAAAGUGCUAACGCGGGUAGUAUGUCCGAGCUGCCAGUUCAUUCUCCUUCGAACACUGAGCUCCUUCAUCCUGGGGAGCUCGUUGACUUGGUGAACGCUUCGAUCCACCCCCUGAAUUUUGUCGACAUCAUAGAUACUCCUAUCCAUCCUGCAGGUGUCGCCGACGUGAUGGGUUGUCCAGCAUAUCCCGCAGGGGAAGUGGAUUUCUUUUGUCGACCUGCCCAGCAGUCAGUACAAUCCAACGACAACUCUACGAACCCACCAACCUUCGGGACGUCCUUCGAUUCUGAAUUUGCGAGGGAUACGCCAAGGGCAGCGCAUCCACAUUCAGAGAUGCGAAGUUACGCAGAUCCAACAGCCGGCUUGGACAUGCGCCUUGCUGAGGGAAAUGUCACCAACUAUGCAGCUAACAGCAGCACACUGUUAUUUGCUAAUGUGUUCCAAGUUCCACAAGCUUGCCCUUGAUGGAGGGUGCUGAGAUUGGUGAUAAGAGGACUUUGUUUAACACAUCUCGUUCAUGAUGUUGUCUGAGGAACAGUAACAAUGAGGCAGUCCACGCUGGCGUUAAAAUAUUUCGUUUCCUUAAACCGCAUAUAGUUCCCAAGUUGUAGCCCCUC
This is a messenger RNA of Paecilomyces variotii, 987 nucleotides long. RefSeq lists its product as hypothetical. The record is from RefSeq and is a predicted model, not a curated record. Lineage: Eukaryota; Fungi; Ascomycota; Eurotiomycetes; Eurotiales; Thermoascaceae. The transcript is spliced from 3 exons. The coding region runs from base 137 to 835 and encodes 232 amino acids.